GCCGAACUGGCGGCGGCGGUUGCCCGGGCGACGGCUGGAGAGGUGGCGGCCCCGCCAGGGAGGCGCGGAUCAGCGCGGCGGAGCGGCAGAUUUUGGCUGAGAACUAACAGUAACCUUUCAAUAUGGGGGAUAUUCUGGCUCAUGAAUCCGAACUACUUGGACUCGUGCAAGAGGACAAAGAGGAACUGGAUGAAAGGAUUUCUUAUUUCAAAACCUACCUGGAGACCAAAGGGGCAGCGUUGAGCCAGACCACGGAGUUUCUCCCUUUCUAUGCUCUGCCUUUUGUUCCCAACCCUAUGGUACAUCCGUCAUUUAAAGAACUCUUCCAGGAUUCUUGGACUCCAGAAUUAAAGUUGAAGUUGGAAAAGUUUCUGGCUUUAAUUUUUAAAGCCAGUAACACGCCCAAGCUUUUAACGUUGUAUAAAGAGAAUGGACAAAAUCACAAAGAAAUGUUGCGGCAGCUCCACCAGCAGCUGGUAGAGGCCGAGCGGAGGUCAAUGACGUACAUGAAACGGUAUAAUAAGAUCCAGGCGGACUACCACAACCUCAUUGGAGUCACGGCAGAGCUGGUGGAUUCUCUGGAGGCCACAGUUAGCGGCAAGAUGAUCACCCCGGAGUACCUGCAGAGUGUCUGUGUCCGCCUCUUCAGUAACCAGAUGCGGCAGAGCCUGGCACACAGCGUGGACUUCACGAGGCCUGGGACGGCUUCAACCAUGUUAAGAGCCUCCUUGGCACCCGUGAAAUUGAAGGAUGUCCCAUUACUGCCCUCCUUGGAUUAUGAGAAACUGAAGAAGGAUUUGAUUUGGGGCAGCGACCGCUUGAAAGCCUUCUUGUUGCAGGCUCUGCGCUGGAGGAGCGUGCUUCAGCUGCUACACUCGAAGAGUGAGGUGGUGCGACAGUACACGGCCAGGCUCAUCAAUGCUUUCGCGUCCCUGGCAGAAGGUCGCCUCUACCUUGCCCAGAGCACAAAGGUCCUGUGGAUGCUGGAGCAACGGCUGAAGGAGGAAGACAAGGACGUCAUCACGCGGGAGAACGUACUCGGCGCCUUGCAGAAGUUCAGCCUCAGGCGCCCGCUGCAGACAGCCAUGAUUCGAGAUGGCCUCAUCUUCUGGCUGAUCGAUAUUCUGAAAGACCCCGAUUGCCUGUCCGACUACACGCUGGAGUACUCGGUGGCUUUGCUUAUGAACCUCUGCCUCCGGAGCGCAGGGAAGAAAAUGUGUGCCAAGGUGGCCAGCCUCGCACUGAAAGUUCUUUCGGAUCUGCUGGGCCAUGAAAACCACGAGAUACAACCGUAUGUGAACGGAGCGCUCUACAGUAUCCUUUCUAUCCCGUCCAUUCGUGAAGAAGCAAGAGCAAUGGGGAUGGAAGACAUCCUUCGCUGCUUCAUCAGAGAAGGCAAUGCUGAAAUGAUCCGCCAGAUCGAAUUCAUCAUCAAGCAGCUGAAUUCAGAAGAGCUACUGGAUGGUGUUCUUGAAUCCGAUGAUGAUGAAGAUGAAGAUGAUGAAGAGGACCAUGACACUAUGGAAGCCGAUCUGGACAAAGACGAACUGAUCCAGCCCCAGCUUGGAGAACUCUCAGGCGAGAAGCUCCUGACCACAGAGUACUUGGGAGUAAGUACCCCGUGA
Hipposideros armiger (great roundleaf bat) is the source of this 1625-nucleotide messenger RNA. RefSeq names its product armadillo repeat containing 9 (gene ARMC9). Gene Ontology annotation, biological process: cilium assembly. Lineage: Eukaryota; Metazoa; Chordata; Mammalia; Chiroptera; Hipposideridae. The record is from RefSeq and is a predicted model, not a curated record. Gene Ontology annotation, cellular component: centriole; ciliary basal body; ciliary tip. Bases 123 to 1625 code for a protein of 500 amino acids. The transcript has 17 exons.